AUGGCGUAAGAUGAGUCCACGCGGCUGUUCAUUUACGGUUUAAUAAUCUGUUUUUCUGCUUAUGUGGUUUGCGUAUUGCGCGGUAUUCAAAUCUGCUAAAAAACAGAAUUACCUUUUGGUGACUGAUUUGACUGUGAAAAAGACGAUGCCAGCUGUAUUAGUUGUACACGGUGGAGCAUGGGCCAUACCUGAUGACCUGGCCUCCGCCUCCGUCAGUGGAGUGAAAGCUGCAGCGUGUGAGGGUUUUUCUGUGCUAAAGAAAGGGGGUAGUAGUCUUGAUGCUGUAGAGGCAGCGGUGAGAUCUCUGGAAGACAACAAUGUGUUUAAUGCAGGGCACGGAGCAGUGCUUAAUAGUGAAGGAGAGGUGGAGCUUGAUGCCAGCAUAAUGGAUGGGAAGACACUUGGAAGUGGUGCAGUCUCUUCAGUGAAGAACAUUGGCAAUCCAGUGUUACUUGCACGUGCUGUAAUGGAAAAGACAGACCAUGUGAUGCUGACAAGCAGAGGGGCAAACCUGUUUGCAGAGAGUAUUGGAAUGGCCACAGUUUGUCCGGAGGAACUUGUUUCAGAGUUUGAAAGAAAGGAAUGGGAGAAACACAAGAAUUAUGUGACUGGGGUUAAGGAGGACUUCAAUGCAAUGUGGGCCCAUGACACUGUUGGAGCAGUGGCUGUGGACUCUGCUGGAAAUGUUGCCUGUGCCACAUCUACUGGAGGCAUCAGAAAUAAAAUGGUUGGCAGAGUGGGAGACUCCCCAGUAAUUGGUUGUGGGGGGUAUGCAGACAAUUUCAGUGGUGCUGUGUCAUGCACUGGCCAUGGAGAGAGUAUUCUCAAAGUUACUUUAGCCAGACUUAUUAUUUCACACAUGGAACAAGGUAAAACUGUGGCAAAGGCCUCAGAGUUAGCCCUGAAGUACAUGGGAGAUCGUGUCAAUGGAGCUGGCGGUGCCAUUGUGGUCUCUCCAUCUGGGCAGUGGGCUGCUACAUUCACCACUGAGAGAAUGGCCUGGGCAGCUGUAGAGAAUGAUACUUUGUGGUACGGUCUAAAUCCUCAAGAAAAAUGUCAAGAAUCUUUAACUUAAUUUUUACAUAUUUCCAUUUUGUAAAAUUUAACUAUGAUUUUUUUCUAGGGGCAUUUUGUAAUUGUAAAACUAUCAUUAUUUUACUGUGUCCUUUUAUAACAAUGGUUCAAAUAUUUUAACAAUUUCAGGAUUAUGAAUACAUAUCAUCUACCUAUCAGCUCUUUACAUAUAU
Boleophthalmus pectinirostris (great blue-spotted mudskipper) is the source of this 1247-nucleotide messenger RNA. RefSeq names its product isoaspartyl peptidase/L-asparaginase. NCBI's taxonomy places the organism in Eukaryota, Metazoa, Chordata, Actinopteri, Gobiiformes, Gobiidae. The record is from RefSeq and is a predicted model, not a curated record. Gene Ontology annotation, molecular function: asparaginase activity. The transcript is spliced from 7 exons. Bases 62 to 1075 code for a protein of 337 amino acids.